AUGAAUUUUAUCCAAAACCUUUUUGAAGACAUAAUCAAUCAAAGAGUUAGUUCAUCCUCUAGGUUAACGGUUCAUGUGUCAUUUGCUGCUGCACUAUUUUUUGAAAUAUAUUUCUUCUUUACAAUACCGUCUGCAUCAAUUCAUUUUGUUGUGUUAAUGUUUUUGACAUGUGGGGCAUAUGGUGCUAUAUGUUGGGUAUUUUACCAACUUGAUACUAACCCAGAACUUUGUGAAGCAUUAAAAAAAGCAAAAGAAGAACAACAAAAAGAAGAAAAUAAAGAAGAAAGUCCAUUAAAUAAAAACGAUGAAUUAAGUGAAGAAACUAAAGAAAAAAGGGAUUAA
Entamoeba nuttalli P19 is the source of this 342-nucleotide messenger RNA. RefSeq lists its product as hypothetical. Lineage: Eukaryota; Evosea; Mastigamoebida; Endamoebidae. Gene Ontology annotation, biological process: vacuolar proton-transporting V-type ATPase complex assembly. Gene Ontology annotation, cellular component: endoplasmic reticulum membrane. The coding region runs from base 1 to 342 and encodes 113 amino acids. The record is from RefSeq and is a predicted model, not a curated record. The transcript has 2 exons.